Messenger RNA from Triticum aestivum (bread wheat), 579 nucleotides. RefSeq names its product MADS-box transcription factor 23-like. Gene Ontology annotation, cellular component: nucleus. Gene Ontology annotation, molecular function: protein dimerization activity; DNA-binding transcription factor activity; RNA polymerase II transcription regulatory region sequence-specific DNA binding. The record is from RefSeq and is a predicted model, not a curated record. The transcript is spliced from 6 exons. The coding region runs from base 1 to 579 and encodes 192 amino acids. NCBI's taxonomy places the organism in Eukaryota, Viridiplantae, Streptophyta, Magnoliopsida, Poales, Poaceae. Gene Ontology annotation, biological process: positive regulation of transcription by RNA polymerase II.
AUGGUCCGUGGAAAGACAGUGAUCGAGAAGAUCGAAAACAAGACAAGCCGACAGGUGACCUUCUCCAAGAGGAAGAGCGGAUUGUUCAAGAAGGGCAAGGAACUGGGCAUUCUCUGCGAUGCCCAGGUAGGGAUCUUCAUCUUCUCCAACACCGGACGCCUCUAUGAGUACUCCAAUUCCGGGAUGAAACCCUUAAUUGAAAGAUACCAGGCAGUUAAAGAUGGUCAAAAACUCCUGAGUGCAAGUGCCGAAGCUAAGUUUUGGCAAGCGGAAAGUGCUCGCCUGGAGCAGCAACUACGUAACUUGCAAGAGAAUCAUAGGCAGUUGCUAGGACAACAUCUAUCUGGUCUAUCUUUUGAAGACUUGAAGUGUUUACAAAAUCAGCUAGAAACGAGCUUGUAUAACAUUCGACUAACUAAGGACAAAUUUAUUGGCGAUGAAAUUCAAGAGUUAAACACGAAUGAAAGCCUCAUGCUCCAGGAAAAUAUAGAGCUACAUAGGAAAUUAAACAUCGUUCGUCAAGAGAAUACGGAAUUGCAAAACAAGGUGCACAUACUUGAUUACAAACAUUCUGCUUAA